Messenger RNA from Sardina pilchardus (European sardine), 1565 nucleotides. RefSeq names its product CDP-diacylglycerol synthase (phosphatidate cytidylyltransferase) 2 (gene cds2). Bases 178 to 1524 code for a protein of 448 amino acids. Gene Ontology annotation, cellular component: endoplasmic reticulum membrane. NCBI's taxonomy places the organism in Eukaryota, Metazoa, Chordata, Actinopteri, Clupeiformes, Clupeidae. The record is from RefSeq and is a predicted model, not a curated record. The transcript is spliced from 13 exons. Gene Ontology annotation, molecular function: phosphatidate cytidylyltransferase activity.
AGUAGUGGGCCGUCGAACGUGACGAGGAUGUCAGUCAGUAAACUACAGCAGCUAGCUAGCCAGCUAGCAUCUGCUUAAGUGUAUGCUUCGGGGAAUCCGGUAAAAUAUAGCCAACUUCGUUUGUUUUUCGAAACCCAAUAUUGGACUCUUUGUUGUGUGAGAGACAGACAAGACAUAAUGACAGAACUACGGCACCGCGGCGUCGCGGAGAACGAGUUACAGCAUCAACAAUCAGAGGACAAGGGCUCAGACACAGAAGGACGGGCUGAUGGCGCGUCAGACUCCGAGACCAAAGCCGAUGCGGGCGCGCCCGAAGUCCCCGCUCCUGCUGACGACACACCGGAGGUUCUCAACAAGGCCCUGUCAGGACUGUCGUCAAGAUGGAGGAACUGGUGGGUGCGGGGUAUCCUGACUCUGGCUAUGAUCUCCUUCUUCUUCUUCAUCAUCUACCUGGGCCCCAUAGUGCUGAUGAUGAUUGUGCUGUGUGUCCAGAUCAAAUGCUUCCAGGAGAUCAUCACCAUCGGCUACAGCGUGUACCACUCCUACCACCUGCCCUGGUUCAGGACGCUCAGCUGGUACUUCCUGUUGUGCGUGAACUACUUCUUCUAUGGCGAGACGGUGACGGACUACUUCUUCACGCUGGUGCAGCGUGAGAUGCCGCUGCGCAUCCUCAGCAAGUACCACCGCUUCAUCUCCUUCGCCCUCUACCUCACCGGCUUUUGCAUGUUUGUGCUGAGCCUGGUGAAGAAGCACUAUCGCCUGCAGUUCUACAUGUUUGGCUGGACUCACGUGACCCUGCUGAUUGUGGUCACUCAGUCCCACCUCAUCAUCCACAACCUCUUUGAGGGCAUGAUCUGGUUUAUCGUGCCCAUCUCCUGUGUCAUCUGUAACGACAUCAUGGCCUACAUGUUUGGCUUCUUCUUCGGACGCACACCACUCAUCAAGCUCUCUCCCAAAAAGACGUGGGAGGGUUUUAUCGGAGGCUUCUUUGCCACUGUUGUGUUUGGGAUUCUGCUCUCCUAUGUGAUGUCGGGGUGGAGUUACUUUGUGUGUCCGGUGGAGUUCAACAAUGACACCAACAGCUUCACGGUGGACUGCGUUCCCUCAGAGCUGUUCCAGCUGCAGGACUACACCCUCCCCGCUGUCCUGGAGUCCAUCACUGGCUGGUCCACCGUGCGUAUGUACCCGUUCCAGAUCCACACCAUCGCCCUGUCCAGCUUCGCCUCCAUCAUGGGACCCUUCGGAGGCUUCUUUGCCAGCGGCUUCAAAAGGGCCUUCAAGAUCAAGGACUUUGCCAACACGAUCCCGGGCCACGGUGGCAUCAUGGACCGCUUCGACUGCCAGUACCUCAUGGCCACGUUCGUCAACGUCUACAUCGCCAGCUUUAUCAGGGGACCCAAUCCCACCAAAGUGAUCCAGCAGCUGCUGGCCCUGCGCCUGGACCAGCAGCUCUUCAUCUUCAACUCGCUCAAGACCCACCUCACAGAGAAGGGGCUGCUGCCUGCCGGGGAGGAGGUGGCCUAGGCGGCCCAGGAGGUGCCCUCUCGCCUCAGGGUGGAUGGGGG